AAUGGAGCCGAGCACAAUGAUUGCCACAAGAGCAAUCAUGGAUAAGCUAAAGGAACUUAGGAAGAACCUACAUAUUUCAGAUGAGCAUACUAAAGUGAGAGUGGAAGACUGGAGAAAAAGGAUGCAGGAGAUCUCUGACCAAGUCCAGAGCCAGGUUGAACUGCUUGAAAAAGUAGGAAUCAAUGAUGCCAAAGUCACUGAAGGGGAUAGCAUCAGCAAACGCAAGCACUACUUCGACCACAUAGUCUCUACUAUCAGCAAGGAGGUUAUCCAAAUAAUGAAAACUAUCAAACUAAUCAUGCAUUUGCCUGCAAAAUAUGACAAGAAGAAGGGAGAUGAUGUGAUCGACACAUCUUGGAAGAUAAUUCAAAACAAGUUUGAGAAUGAAUGCACAGCUGCUCUCAAGCAAUCAGAGGAGGAGAAUGCAAACCAGCUGGAGAUCAUUGCCAAAUUGAUGAACAUGAAGGAUAACUUGAUGAAGCAAGUUUCCCAUGCUCUAAUUUACAAGAAGAUUCUGUUAUUUAAGGAUCUUAAUAUCAACAGUGCUGAUUUCGUAGAAGCCAAGGUUGCUGAUAUUACAAAUCAAAUGGAAGAUCUCCAAAAAGAGUAUGGAUACGUCCCUACAAAGGCUAGGCUGGAAGAACUCAAGCUUAACUCUGAGGGAAUAUACACUCCUUCAAUAGAAGGAGAGGGCAAGUAUAGUGAAAGUGUGGAGAAUCUAUACUCACUUUCUCUUUGAUUUUUCGAAAUGGAAAACCUCAUCAAGACUAAUUUCAACCUCUCUGGGGAGAGAGAUCUUGGAGAUUUAUCAGAAAACAACCCUGUUUUGGAAACUCUCAGGAAAAAUCUUGAAGAUGUGUAUAAGGAGAAGGAGAGGCUCCAAGAUGACAUCAAGAGAAAUGAGAACCUUAUGCUCGGUGGAGAGAUGAACGAGAUUCACGAAAUGACUCGAGAAAUUGACCGUCUCAAACUCUACAACGACUCCCUUCAAAAAGAACUUGACAGUGCUCAAGGAAACUUCAAAACCUGACAGAAUGCAUUGACCAAGACCAAGCAUGAUCUAAGAAAUAUGACUGAGGCAAAGAAGAACCUCGAAAGCUGGCUUAAGCCAAAGCUUAAAGAGACGAAGAGGUAUCAGAAAGAACUUGCUGCUGAGUUGUUCAAGAUAAGACAAGAUGCUGAACUCCUACCCUCAAUGUUCAGAGCAGAAGCUCAGUUUAGAAAUCAAUGAAAGCAAGACAAAGAAGAUGCUGAGAUAAAAAUGAUUGAUGCCACAGAGACUGCAGCUAAACUUGAGCUAGAGAAGAAGGACCUCAAGCAUGAACUGGAGAGAAAAGAGCGCUUGGCUCUCCAAGCCAUUGCUGCUAGGAGUAGCAUGAAGGACUCCCUAGCUGAGUCCACUAGAGAUUUGAAGAAAUCUAUGGAUGACAUGAAGAGUAUGGAGGAAGAAGUUAAGAAAGCCAAAGAAGAAACUGAGUACUACAAGAAGAGAUAUGAUGAAAUGUUCAAUUCGGUUAGUGGCCUUAACAAGAGAAUUGAAGAGCUUGAAGAGCAUAAGAAGCAUCUUCUAUCAAAGAUAAAAGAGUCUGGUGAUUCAACUGGUUUGGAUUAUAUCAUAAAAACACAGAAAUUAGAUGAUGUAAAAGGAAAAGAGUAAUUCCUCUUCUCCUUAAGUGUCCAUAAAAGGUGAAGGAUAUCUCUGGCUGGGUUAGAACAAAGCUCUGAGAGAUGUGAGAUGCCUAGUAUGGAUGAAUAACUGGCCUUUCAAAUCAGUUCAAC
Molecule: messenger RNA, 1779 nt
Organism: Moneuplotes crassus
Lineage: Eukaryota; Ciliophora; Spirotrichea; Euplotida; Euplotidae
Source: the annotation of a GenBank genome assembly